AUGGAUGUCACAGAUCACAUUGAAGAUUUGGAAGAAGAUAAAGUCCCUUACAAUGCAGAGGAAGCAAAAAUUCGUGAAGAACAAAAUCAGGAGAUUCUUGAGGAUGAUAUUUUUACAUAUCUUUGUAACUGUGGAGCUUUAGCUGUUGUAAGUGAACUUCAAUUGGAAAGACUUCCUUUAAGAAAAGAUGAUCUUAGUCGAGUUUUUGAUGUAAAUAUUCAUAAAAUUAAGCCUUUUUUUAUUGAAGGUAAAAUUGUAUAUUUAAAAAGAGGGCAGGAUAAAUAUGAAUUAAUAAGCGUAAAAAAUUGCUCAAAAUGUUUAUUUCCAAUAUUCUAUCAAAGUUUAUCUUCUCCAACACAACAACCUAUGCCAACAACAUAUUAUAUAAUUCAUAAUUCAGUACGUUUAAAUAAAUCAGAAAAAGAUGCAGAAAAUGAAAAAACAAUAUUAAACAAAAGGAACAUUAAAGGAGGUGGAAAAGGAAAAGUUGUAGUAUCAACUAUGAUUGAGAAAUGUUCUGCCAGUGAUGAACCUGAUUCAAUUAACACAACAGAUAACUACAACCUUAAUGCUAAAUUAAUAAAACAAGAGCUUGAAAGAAAGAAUGUAUGGUAUGCAGAAAAAAUGAAUCAAUAUAAAAAGUUAGGUGAAAAUAAUUUAGCUAAAAAAAAACGUGGUACACUUUGUAUAUAA
Strongyloides ratti is the source of this 693-nucleotide messenger RNA. RefSeq names its product UPF0428 protein CXorf56. Bases 1 to 693 code for a protein of 230 amino acids. The transcript is spliced from 2 exons. NCBI's taxonomy places the organism in Eukaryota, Metazoa, Nematoda, Chromadorea, Rhabditida, Strongyloididae. The record is from RefSeq and is a predicted model, not a curated record.